This is a messenger RNA of Ipomoea triloba (trilobed morning glory), 3015 nucleotides long. RefSeq lists its product as uncharacterized. The transcript has 10 exons. The record is from RefSeq and is a predicted model, not a curated record. NCBI's taxonomy places the organism in Eukaryota, Viridiplantae, Streptophyta, Magnoliopsida, Solanales, Convolvulaceae. The coding region runs from base 1 to 3015 and encodes 1004 amino acids.
AUGGAAAUAGCACUGCGUGUUGUUUUGGAGAACAUCAGUAAUGCGGGAAUAACGGAUUCUUAUACUAACACUCCAAACAAUGGAAAAGUCUUACAGACACAAGUGCCGUGCAUAUCCGGUGUUUUUAAUAAUUCAACCAAUUCACCUUUGAGCAUACUGACUAAGAGUGGUAACUUAAUCAAAUCCAGUAUUAAUUGCACGGAUAACACUUCAGUGACGUCACCUGGUUUAAAAGGUUUCGAAUGGAGGAAAAAACAAAAAGUCCCGUUACAUGAUUUGACUAAUGCGGACCCCAAUAAACGUCGUUGUCAUGGACUGUUUUACAUGGCUGAGUCAACCAAUGGGUACAACAGCAAUGGACGUUUGCCAACUUCUGUUACAACAACAGUGGACGGGACUUUAAACGAUGUCACAUACGCUAGCUGUGGCGAAAGCCAUCUCAAUCGUACAGUUGAUGACAAUUGCUUAGUUCGCAAUCUAGCACAAGAUUUCGCGAUGAUAGACAAAGAACAUGAACAACAGCCAAUCCCUAAUGAAGGAAUUUUACAAACAGAUCCACACUUAAACAGUAAUGAAAUAUCUACAUGUCAAGUCUUUGAACCAGAGAAAAACUCGGUUAUAUCACCAACACCAACUAUUGCUGCUUACAUUUUUGUAGUAGCCUACAUGGAUAUUGGUGACCCAAACAAUAUAUGCGAACAUUGCAACGCAAUCUACUGGUAUGAGGAGCGUGUUGACAAGGCAGUGCGUACCGGAACAGCAAAAUAUUCCACGUGCUGUGGUCAUGGGAAGAUCAAACUACCCAGAAUGUCGUUACCUCCAAAAAGGAUUUUCAACUUAUUCUUUGAAAGAGGGACCAAACGGAAUGAAUUUUUAAAACACAUAAGGAGGUACAAUAACAUGUUUUCUUUUACAUCGUUGGGUGCUAAGGUAGAUAAAUCCAUCAACAGUGGGAAUUGCCCACCGAUAUUUAGGAUAAAUGGCCAGAAUUAUCAUUUAAUGGGAGGACUCAUGCCCGAGGUUGGUAAGAGCCCCAAGUUUGCUCAGUUAUACAUCCAUGAUACAGAGAACGAGGUAGAAAACCGCAUCAAUGCAUUCAGUGGUGCUGAACUAAACGACCCAACUCAUGUUGAUAUAGUCCAAGACAUCAAGGUAGAUCUAGAUGAGCACAACGUAUUGGUUCAAUCAUUUCGAUGGGCAAAAACUCAGAUUGACAACAAUCCACAAGUCAAUUUUAAGAUGAGGCUGAUUGGUAAGCGACAGAGUGAUGCUAGAACGUAUAAUUUACCGACUGCUUCUGAGGUGGCUGCUUUGAUUGUUGGUGAUCUAGACCCCACACUAGGCCAACGAGAUAUAAUAGUGGAGACAAAGUCCGGUUCGCUUAAGAGGAUAAACGAGCUCAACCCAGCAUACUUGCCGUUGCAAUAUCCGCUUUUAUUCCCCUUGGGCGAGGAUGGAUAUCGUGAAGAUAUACAGUACGGUACUACAUCUACCAAACCGACUGGUGCAAGGGUGCGAGUAUCUCAACGGGAAUACUUUGCUUACAGGAUCCAUGACAGGUUAAGUGAACUUUCAACGAUGUUGUACGCCAAACGACUAUACCAACAGUUCCUGGUGGAUGCAUACACGAUGGUUGAAUCUGGGAGACUACUAUACAUUCGCAAUAACCAGAAGUCAUUGCGGUGUGAGGCUUACAAGGGGCUGUCGGAUGCUUUAACUAGGGGGGAAGUUGAUACUAACAAGCAAGGUAAGAGGAUCAUCUUACCUUCGACUUUCACGGGCGGUGCUCGAUAUAUGAUACAAAAUUAUCAGGAUGCAAUGGCCAUCUGCAGACAUAAGGGGUAUCCAAACUUAUUUAUAACAUUCACAUGCAAUCCUAAGUGGCCUGAGAUUCAAAGAUAUAUGGACAAAUGCAACCACAACGCAGAAGAUAGGCCGGACAUUGUGUCUAGGGUCUUCAAGAUGAAGUUAGAUGCUUUAGUGAAAGAGAUACGCAAUGGCAAGCUUUUUGGUAUUGUAACCGCAGUUGUGUAUACUAUAGAAUUUCAGAAGCGUGGAUUACCACACGCUCACAUACUCAUCUUCCUAGAAAGAUUGACCAAAGGAUUUUCAGCUAAUCACAUGGAUGAGUUCAUAUCUGCUGAAAUACCUAACAAAGAACUAGACAUUGAAUAUUUUAAGGCUGUUGGGGAAUUUAUGAUGCACGGGCCAUGUGGACAAGAAAGACCUAAAUCUCCAUGCAUGGUCAAUAAAAAGUGCUCUAAACAUUUUCCAAAGAAAUUUGCAGAGGUGUCCACAUUGGAUCAUGACGGUUACCCAAUUUACAGACGUCGUGACAAUGGUGCAACAGUUGAAAGAAAUGGGGUGAAGUUGGACAGUAGGUACUGUGUUCCGCAUAAUAGAUACCUCCUGUUGAAAUACAAGGCACAUAUAAAUGUAGAAUGGUGCAACCAAUCCAGAUCAAUAAAAUAUUUGUUCAAAUAUGUGAACAAAGGGAAUGACAAGGUCACUGCUGAGUUCUACAAGUCCACAAAUUCUGAAAACGAAAAUGCAGCUGUGGAUGAAAUUACAAUGUAUUACGAUUGUCGCUACGUGUCCGCGUGCGAAGCAGCUUGGCGGUUGUUGAGUUUCGAUGUACAGCUUAGGCACCCCCCUGUUGAGAGACUAAGCUUCCAUCUUCCAGAUUGCCAAACAGUUGUCUUUGAGGAUGAUGAUAGGAUCGAACAUGUGCUUAAUAGACCGACUGUCAAUCAAAGCAUGUUCACAGCUUGGUUUGAUGCUAACAAGAAAUAUGAAGCAGCUAAAGAGUUGGCUUAUAUUGACAUGCCGAGCAAAUUUGUCUGGAAGAAAGAUAUUAGGGAAUGGCAUCCUAGGAAGAGGGGGUUUUCUAUUGGGCGCAUAUUUUUUGUACCUCCAGGGAGUGGUGAAGUAUACUACUUGAGAUGUCUUUUAAACGUAGUUCGUGGUCCUACGAGUUUUCAAGACAUCAGGACAGUUCAAGGUGUUGUAUACUAA